Chanos chanos (milkfish) is the source of this 876-nucleotide messenger RNA. Its product is annotated as G1/S-specific cyclin-D1-like. The transcript is spliced from 5 exons. Lineage: Eukaryota; Metazoa; Chordata; Actinopteri; Gonorynchiformes; Chanidae. The record is from RefSeq and is a predicted model, not a curated record. Bases 1 to 876 code for a protein of 291 amino acids.
AUGGAACACCAGUUGCUUUGCUGCGAAGUGGAGACAAUUAGGAGAGCGCACCUAGAUCCUAACUUGCUUACAGACAGAGUCCUACAGACAAUGCUAAAGGCUGAGGACAACUACCUUCCUGCUACAAACUACUUCAAAUGUGUUCAGAAAGAAAUCGUGCCUUAUAUGAGGAAAAUACUAGCAACAUGGAUGCUUGAGGUCUGCGAGGAACAGAAAUGCGAGGAGCAAGUUUUCCCUUUGGCAAUGAAUUACUUGGACAGAUUUUUGUCUGUCGAACCGACGAAGAAAACAAGAUUACAAUUAUUGGGAGCUACCUGUAUGUUUCUGGCGUCGAAAAUGAAGGAGACUUUUCCCUUAACAGUUGAGAAGUUAUGCAUCUACACCGACAACUCCAUCCGACCCAGCGAAUUAUUGCAAAUGGAGCUACUUGUGCUGAACAAACUGAAAUGGGACCUAGCUUCGGUCACUCCACACGAUUUCAUUGAACAUUUCCUCUCCAAACUGCCCGUCCACCAGGACACCAAGCCAAUCCUGCGCAAACAUGCUCAGACGUUUGUGGCUCUCUGUGCUACAGACGUGAAAUUCAUUGCCAACCCUCCCUCGAUGAUUGCGGCUGGCAGUGUUGCGGCGGCGGUACAGGGCCUAAACCUCAGGAGUCUCAACAGUAAGCUGUCAUCCCAGGGCCUCACAGACUUCCUCUCUCAGAUCAUCAAAAGUGACCCGGAUUGCUUGAGGGCAUGUCAGGAGCAGAUUGAGUCACUGUUGGAAACCAGUCUCCGGCAGGCGCAACAGCACAGCAUCUCUACGGAGACCAAGAGCAUCGAGGAUGUGGAUCUAUCCUGCACUCCGACAGACGUGAGGGAUGUGAACAUUUGA